AUGGAUUCCAUUUGCAUGUGCCAUUUUAUUCUGUUAUUGACCAUAGUGUGUACUUUUGUUGUUGCAACUCUAGGAGACAAUACAACAGAUUCCUACUGGCUUCUAAGAAUUAAAUCAGAAUUGGUCAAUCCAUUUGGAGCCAUGAGCAACUGGUCUCCAACAACUCAUAUUUGUAGCUGGAAUGGACUGACAUGUGCAAAUGAUCAGACACAUAUUAUAGGCCUUAAUUUGUCUGGUUCAGGAAUAUCAGGUUCCAUUUCAGUUGAGUUUAGUUACCUCAUUUCUCUUCAAACACUUGAUUUGUCUUCAAAUUCCAUCACAGGUUCCAUCCCUUCUGAAAUUGGACAGCUUCAAAAUCUAAGAAUAUUGCUACUGUACUCAAAUUAUCUCUCUGGUAACAUUCCUGCAGAGAUAGGUAAUUUGAACAAGUUGCAAGUUCUUAGAUUAGGAGACAACAUGUUGACAGGUGAAAUCACACCUAGUAUUGGCAACUUGGGUGAGUUGACAGUGUUAGGUCUUGCAAAUUGCAACUUGAAUGGAAGCAUACCUGUGGAGAUGGGUAACUUGAAGCAUCUAACAUCUCUUGAUUUACAAGUGAACAGUAUCAGUGGCCUCAUACCUGAAGAGAUUCAAGGUUGUGAAGAGCUCCAAAAUUUUGCCGCAUCAAACAACAUGCUUGAAGGAGAGAUACCCUUCUCUAUUGGAUCUCUCAGAUCAUUAAGAAUUCUAAACCUGGCCAAUAAUAGUCUUUCUGGAUCAAUUCCUACUUCUUUGAGUGAUCUAUCCAACUUGACAUACCUGAAUUUGCUUGGAAAUAAAUUAAAUGGUGAAAUUCCUUCAGAUAUUAACAAUUUGAGCCAGUUACAGAAGCUUGACAUGUCCAAAAACAACCUUUCUGGGUCACUGACCCUCCUUAAUACCAAAUUACUCAAUCUUGAAACUCUAGUUCUGUCUGAUAAUGCUUUAACUGGUGGUAUUCCAUGUAACUUCUGCCUCACGGGUUCAAAGCUUCAGCAACUGUUCUUGGCUAGGAAUAAGCUUUCUGGAAAAUUCCCCUUGGAGCUACUCAACUGCUCCUCAAUCCAACAGGUGGACCUUUCUGACAACAUCUUUGAAGGUGAACUUCCAUCCAACCUUGACAAACUUCAGAACCUAACAGAUCUUGUGCUCAACAACAACAGCUUCGUUGGAUCUAUACCUCCAGAAAUUGGAAAUAUAAGUAGCUUAAAAAGCCUUUUCUUGUUUGGUAACUUCUUCACAGGAAAAAUCCCAGUGGAGAUUGGAAGGCUUAAGAGGUUGAAUACCAUUUACCUCUAUGAUAACCAGAUGUGUGGACCUAUACCAAGAGAGUUAACAAACUGCACAAGAUUAACUGAAAUUGACUUCUUUGGAAACCAUUUUUCUGGCCCCAUUCCAGAGACUAUAGGUAAGUUAAAGGACUUAACUGUUCUCCAUUUAAGGCAGAAUGACUUGUCAGGUCCAAUCCCACCAAGCAUGGGCUACUGUAAAAGGCUUCAGUUAUUGGCAUUAGCAGAUAACAAGUUGUCAGGUUCAAUACCACCCACAUUUAGUUACCUUUCAGAAAUUAGUACCAUUACCCUUUACAACAACUCUUUUGAAGGACCUUUACCUGAUUCUCUUUCUCUUCUCAGAAACCUUAAAAUCAUAAACUUUUCCAAUAACAAGUUCAGUGGAAGUAUCUUCCCUCUAACUGGUUCAAAUUCUCUUACUGUUUUGGACUUAACAAACAACACCUUCUCAGGUCCUAUCCCUUCUAUUCUAGCCAGCUCCAGAGAUCUCAUUCGUCUCAGACUUGCACACAACUAUCUCACAGGAACCAUUCCUUCUGGGCUUGGCCAUCUCGCUGAGCUAAACUUCCUUGAUUUAUCAUUCAACAACUUGACAGGAAAUGUGCCACCUCAACUCUCUCAGUGCAAGAAAAUUGAACACCUUCUGCUGAAUAAUAACAGAUUGAGUGGAGAAAUGUCUUCAUGGUUGGGAAGCUUGCAAGAACUUGGAGAGCUAGAUCUCUCAUUCAACAACUUCCAUGGAAAGGUUCCUUCUGAGCUUGGUGGCUGCUCAAAAUUGCUUAAGCUUUCUCUCCAUCACAACAAUCUCUCAGGUGAAAUCCCACAAGAGAUAGGAAAUCUCACAUCUCUCAAUGUCUUCAACUUGCAAAGGAAUAGUCUAUCUGGCCUCAUUCCAUCAACAAUUCAGCAAUGCACUAAGCUUUAUGAGUUAAGGCUCUCAGAGAACUUCCUCACAGGAACUAUACCAAUUGAGCUAGGGGUGGUCACUGAGUUGCAAGUGAUAUUGGACUUGAGUAGAAACCUCUUAUCUGGUGAGAUUCCAUCAUCUCUUGGAAAUCUCAUGAAGCUAGAAAGACUUGAUCUUUCUUUUAAUCAACUUCAAGGAGAAGUUCCUCCUUCACUUGGUCAACUGACAAGCCUGCAUGUGCUAAAUCUCUCAAAUAACCAUCUUCAUGGCUUCAUUCCUUCAACCUUUUCAGGGUUCCCACUAAGCUCAUUCCUUAAUAAUGACCAUUUAUGUGGCCUGCCACUAGCAUUUUGCUCAGAAGCUAUGAGGAAAGAGAAAAUGCAGCUUUCAAAUACACAAGUGGCAGCAAUCAUAGCUGCUAUUGUUCUUACUUCUACUCUGAUAUGCUUAGUAAUGUUCUAUAUAAUGUUGAGAAUCUGGUGCAACUGGAUAAAGGUAGCUGUUUCAAGUGAAGAUGAUGGCAUGCUUGAGCAGAAGCCAAGAAAGGGAGAGUACUGGAAUGUGAAUUCCUCUGGGUUGUUUCCUUCACCAGAGAAGCAGAAUAUAGUAACAACUUGCAUUUAUAAUCUUAAAAUUGAUGCAGAAGCCAUGGAAAAUAGCUUGGUCUGA
Molecule: messenger RNA, 2886 nt
Organism: Abrus precatorius (Indian licorice)
Lineage: Eukaryota; Viridiplantae; Streptophyta; Magnoliopsida; Fabales; Fabaceae
Product: LRR receptor-like serine/threonine-protein kinase GSO1
Exons: 1
Coding region: 1-2886 (961 amino acids)
Molecular function (GO): protein binding
Source: RefSeq, a predicted model, not a curated record